Messenger RNA from Notodromas monacha, 1272 nucleotides. Lineage: Eukaryota; Metazoa; Arthropoda; Ostracoda; Podocopida; Cyprididae. The record is from the annotation of a GenBank genome assembly.
CAUGUGCUAACAGCUGCUCACUGUGUCACGCGUCCACCUACAGCCAGAUACUAUGGCACAGCCUUUGACGUUUUCAUUGGGGACUUGUCAUCUUCUGCUGUAAAUGAAGUCGGAGAGCAAAAGUUCACUGUAGACGUUUCGUCUGCGAUUAUUCAUCCAUCCUGGGUUUAUCCUUCGGCCCCUGUAUAUGUUCACUACGACCUGGCCUUCCUGCCUUUGCCAAGACCGUUGCAGACACUUUACAAACGGCGGAUUUGGAUGGAACUUCUUGUCGAAGUUCCUAUGGAUCCGAAACAAUUUGCUUGGGGGGAGGCAAUGAACAAAGUGUGGUUUGCGGAGUAUGGUGACAGUGGGUCUCCAUUGGCAAUGGACAUCAAAGGAGAAACAAUGCUCAUUGGGGUCACAAUUGCCGGUUACUGCGACACAAGUUCAACAGUGGAAGAUUCCAUAGGAGCCAACAGGGUUGCAAAACCCGUGAUCGUGGCAGGAACCACUGUGACCGACAGAAAAACGAGGCCUUACUUGAGGUUUAAGGGAUUAUCAUUUGAAGUCGUUGUGGGAGACUUGUCAUCUAAUAUUACCAAUGAAGUUGGGGAACAAAGGUUUCCGAUUUCGCCUUCGUAUGGAAUGAUUCAUCCACUCUACAAUCACACUGGCAAUCAUGCACCAUGGGACCUUGGAUUACUGCCUCUGCCCAGACCAGUACAAGAGACAGACUACGCUAAACCCAUCAGAGUUUACACUCUCUUGGAGGGAAACAAUCUUGCUGGCAAAACAAUUAUAGCUUCAGGAUGGGGAGGGAACAGUAUAACCAGCAAUGGCACGUCAGUUACUCUUCAAACUGCCGAGAUGGAUGGAGCUGAUUGUACCCCACACAAAUAUGGACCUGAAACUCUAUGCUUGGGUGGAGGCAAUGAGCAGAGCGUCAUAUGCGGGGGUGACAGUGGGUCUCCAAUUGUGAUGUACAUCAAUGGAGAGCCAAUGCUUGUUGGGGGUGACAGUGGGUCUCCAAUUGUGAUGUACAUCAAUGGAGAGCCAAUGCUUGUUGGGUGGUGUCAAUAUGGCACCAUUGUAGUUGUGAGGUGGGAGGAAAGACGGCUGAAUCAAGGUUGUCUAAAAAUCCUUGUGAAGUUGAUUGGGAAUGCGAAAAUGGACGCGAAUUUAAUGACGCAACCCAUGGGGUAUGAUGGAAGACUGCAAGUGCCAAAAAAAGCUCUUUCACCUAUCCAGAAAUCUGGGGAUUGUUAUGAUGAUUGGCUUGGUGCCAGGAAG